UAUUGUCUGCUCCUCAACUCAAACCGGAGUUGAAAUUUUACUUCUCGGAAGCUGCUCAAGCUUUUGAGUAACACACCACUCCAACCCUCCUGCCUCCUGCUUAUAUAUAUAUACAUCUCCUCCAUCUCUUUGAGCCCCCAUUUCAACCGGUGCUUUGCAUUGGUAGGCCUGCCUCGUGUGUUUGUAUCUGCAGAAGCUUCACUGGGCACAGCAGAGAGGAAGGAAGAGCAGGAAGGAGACUAGGGGAGAGAGAUGGGGAGGAGGAAGCUGGGGCUUGACAGGGUCCUGGACUGCUUCUCGCUCUCCCUGUGCGCGAACACCUGCGCCUGCGUGCACUCCGUGGAGGAGGAGGAGGACGAGGACGAGGCCGACGAGCGGAGGGCCCUGGUGAGCAGCCAGCUGGAGGAGCUCGUGAAGCUCAGGGACUUGGUCGAUGGAGCUGCAAGAACCCUUGCUUUCCAUCUGGAGCCCAAGACUGUGGAGCUCAAGGUGUCCAUGCACUGCUACGGAUGCGCCAAGAAAGUCCAGAAGCACAUCUCCAAGAUGGACGGUGUCACGUGGUUCGAGGUGGAUUUGGAGAAGAAGAAGGUGGUGGUGACGGGGGACAUCACGCCCUACGAGGUGCUGGAGAGCAUCUCCAAGGUGAUGAAGUUCGCGGAGCUGUGGGUGGCACCCCAGCAACAACCCCAAGCAGCAAGCCGCGGAUAGGUUGUUUUGUAGAUGAUGGGCUAGAUAAAAAAGAUGAUGGGCUAGAUCGAUCUCACGUAUCGGCAUGGCAUCAACGCUCACGGCCUCACCUCCAUCAUGCGUACUUGCGUACUCAUUUAACAUGUUGCUCUGGGUUUUUAUGUAAAGGGCAAAUUGGGGAGCGUGUCUGCGUGUGGCUGUGUACAACAAGAGUCAAGAGGCUUUUGCCUGGCCGCCUGUACGCGCGGCCGAGCCAAUCGUACGUGCACUCACUCAGUUACCAGAAAGAAUUCUCAGGUUUUCAUUU
Molecule: messenger RNA, 994 nt
Organism: Setaria italica (foxtail millet)
Lineage: Eukaryota; Viridiplantae; Streptophyta; Magnoliopsida; Poales; Poaceae
Product: protein SODIUM POTASSIUM ROOT DEFECTIVE 2
Exons: 3
Coding region: 253-708 (151 amino acids)
Molecular function (GO): metal ion binding
Source: RefSeq, a predicted model, not a curated record